AUGACCGAAAAUUUGGCGAGUAACCAAAAUUUGAAACGACGUCGAACAUGGAGGGCGUUGCGCGCCACGGAUUUCGAAUCACUAAUGUACCCUAAUUUCUGUGUGAGUUUCAUCCUUGGGAUUUUCCCGUACAAGUGCGAAUCAUCCAGAUACGUGUUCUCGGGAACACGGUUCGCCUGCUCCUCGUUGGUGUUUUUCAUUUUCAUCAUUUUCACGUCCGUUUCGGUGUACCAAAUGAAUUUUGGAACUCUGACCUUCAACAACAUAUCCAGGACCACGUUCACGAAUUUUGGUUAUAUUUGGAAUGGAGGUAUCGUCGUGGCGAUGUAUAUACUUAGCCUGCCGAGGUUGCGCGUGCUUCAAAGUCUCGCGGAAAUGUCGCAGAUAUUAUCGUCGAAGGAUUUCGAUGAUCUCGGCAAACUCUUCCAUACGAAGGAUUUCCUCAGUUUCUUAUUCGUGAUUAUCCACUUGCCGAAUUGUUUUAGAACCAGUGUCUAUCACACCAUGCGAUAUCUCGUUAGUAUCUACAUGGUGUUGACGUGCCUUUCGUUGGAUAUGUUUUAUAUGAACUGCGUGUGCAUCCUAAAAGCUUGCUUCGGUAAGAUAAACGAAGGUCUUGGAGAAUUGAGCAGACCAACGGCGAAUGAUAACACUUGCGCGAAGAAUACGUUGCGCGACGGACGAGAGUGUUCGCUGUUGCUCGUUAAGUUGAAAUAUUUGGAACAGAAAUAUCUAAAUAUCAGCGAUGCUGUUCAACUGUUGAACGCGACAUUUUUCCUUCACAAUACGAUGUUGACAGUUUUAACGUUUGUAAUCGUCAUCUUUAAUGCGUAUUAUUUUAUUCUUUGGUUACACGGAGGGUAUACUGUUGACGUGACCGCACAGAUUUGGUACAUACAAUUCCUCUCGAGCGCGCUCCAUCACAUGCUAAAAUUCGUGAUGAUAAUUUGGGCCUGCGAGACUGCGAAAAAUCAGGCUUUGGAAAUUGGAACCACCGUUCACGAUGUUCUCGGCGAUACUACCGAUACGUUGGUAAAACAGGAGUUGGAGCUAUUUUCUCUUCAAAUUCUGCACCGAGACAAUACGUACUCUGCGAAACUAGUCACUAUGAACGCUGCUCUUCUUACGCAGAGAACGGAAGGUCAUUCUCGCAUGUUUAUAAAAGCCAAAAGUAUCGACGAGUAA
Molecule: messenger RNA, 1185 nt
Organism: Hylaeus anthracinus
Lineage: Eukaryota; Metazoa; Arthropoda; Insecta; Hymenoptera; Colletidae
Exons: 3
Coding region: 1-1185 (394 amino acids)
Biological process (GO): sensory perception of taste
Cellular component (GO): membrane
Source: RefSeq, a predicted model, not a curated record